AAUUUGAGCACCACGUUGGUUGCUGAAACCUUGGGGAAAAUGCCCAAGGGCAACGCUCUCUCCUACAAAUGACGUAAAGAACAAAACCAAAACAAAACAAGACAACAAACCUUAAAGACUGUGCCAACGCGGAUAAUGGCUUAUUUGACCUGUCAGUCGUUGAGUGGUCUACCUUUAUUUAUCAGGCGAAAAGGCGAUAUUCCCCCCUUACCCUUUCCGCUGGUGGCCAGCUUAAACGGAGUGUACACCUACACAAAAACCCAAGGAGCCGAACUUGAAAAUACUUGCUCAGAAAACACAUUUGUUGUUUGGAAGGAAUAUCAUGAUACUUUUAUGCUUUGCAUAGUUGCCACAGACACAUCCCUAACAACAGUUCAUUUGAAGCAUAUCCUCGACCUUGUUUCACACACAAUGGUAUUUUACCUAGGUUUAGAAGAAUUAGUCAAUGUAAAAAACAUUGAAAGGCUGAAAAAAGAUUUGAAGGUGUGUUACCCUUUAAUUGACACCAUUCUUGAUGGAUUGAACCCUAAAGAAGACUUGGAGGAAUUUUGUGACUUGACGGACUACACAGAUGUGCUUAGCUGCUCUGAGCGAUCAACAUUUGAGGGCAUCCUGAAUUGCUUUGCUGAGAGCGUUGGCACUGUGUUUGGGUGUUUGAGAGUACGUAGUAAAGUUGCAGCAGCAACACCAAACUGGUGGACUCUUGACAGUGUGGAGUUAUUACAAAUCCAAUUACUCCUGUCAAAUGAGAGGUACGACACAGGAAUCGACAUUCCAAUUUACCUCCCUGUAAGGAGCCCCAAAAUACCUUUUCGGCUGGUUCAGUGGAAAUUAACUCAAAAUUCUGACGUCUGCCUGCUAUGUGGGCCUACCCCCUCCCUUGCCGACUUAGAAAAAGAAGUAAAACGGUUUUGGCGGACCGCGUUUGCCCUUCUGAAAUCUGCAGAGUCAUGUUACCCAGCCAAUAUCCCUCUUGAUAUUACAUUGGAUAAAAAUGUUCUUUCAUAUUUGGUGAUGAAUACGGAAAAACGGCGGUCCCUUAGCUCACUUUCUCCUCACACAACGAGUGGUGAUGUCCAUUCACAUUUGACUUCUGUCCGGAAAAGAGACAUACUUAGAACGUUUUACAAAACUAUUGUCGGGACAAUGAUCGAUUUACCAGGUCCAACUCCAACAGGUUCAGAAGAUUCUUCACAAGUUUCCAAGGAGGUCUUUAUGAAUUUUGAAUAUUAUUCUCUACAUGCCUUAAUAUCAGAUGUAUAUUUGAUACUUGUUCUUUAUCCGUCCGGAUUGCAUAACCAUUACCUAAGGUCCAUCACUCGAACAACUCUGAAAAUACUCACGCACGAAAAGAAUUGCAAGUGGUGAUGUUUGAAGAAACAUUUUAAUGUAAUUCAUAGUGCGCAAUCAAAACAAUAUAAUCGAUCGGUACAAUCA
This is a messenger RNA of Daphnia magna, 1437 nucleotides long. RefSeq names its product protein fuzzy homolog (gene fy). The transcript has 7 exons. The record is from RefSeq and is a predicted model, not a curated record. Gene Ontology annotation, biological process: vesicle-mediated transport; non-motile cilium assembly. The coding region runs from base 136 to 1368 and encodes 410 amino acids. NCBI's taxonomy places the organism in Eukaryota, Metazoa, Arthropoda, Branchiopoda, Diplostraca, Daphniidae.